Eriocheir sinensis (Chinese mitten crab) is the source of this 1479-nucleotide messenger RNA. Its product is annotated as polycomb protein EED-like. The transcript has 7 exons. NCBI's taxonomy places the organism in Eukaryota, Metazoa, Arthropoda, Malacostraca, Decapoda, Varunidae. Gene Ontology annotation, biological process: negative regulation of transcription by RNA polymerase II. The record is from RefSeq and is a predicted model, not a curated record. Gene Ontology annotation, molecular function: protein binding; nucleosome binding. Gene Ontology annotation, cellular component: ESC/E(Z) complex. The coding region runs from base 16 to 1365 and encodes 449 amino acids.
CUUCUCGGUAUUACAAUGUGGAGAAAAUGGAUUUAUUUUAGGGUAUACACAUUUAAGGUAGAUAUAGAGGCGAGGGUGAGGGCUGAGGAGAGCAGAAGGAAGGGAAAACACUCAAAACAGGACGACACCUCCAGCGUUGGGAGCGGCUCCAACGCAGACAACUCCCGCAGUGGCACCCCGACCCAGCGCAGGAAGGGGAGGAAGAACCGUGGCCGCAAGAAGGUUCCGCCGCCCCUCAGGAUGGGCUACAAGUUCGGGUGCUACCUGAAGGAGGACCACGGGCAGCCAAUCUUCGGGGUCCAGUUCAACCAGCACCUCCGCGAUGGCCAGCCGCUGGUGUUCGCCACAGCCGGCAACAAUAGGGUGUCGGUGUAUCAGUGUAUGGAAGAUGGAUCGAUCAAGAUACUCCAGUGCUACAGCGACCCAGAUCCAGAGGAGAACUUCUACACAGUUGCCUGGAGCUACGACACAGAGACCGGGCGCCCCAUCCUGGCCGCGGCGGGCUCCAGGGGUGUCAUUCGUAUCUUCUCCCUCGCCACCAUGCAGUCCAUCAAGCAUUUCAUUGGCCAUGGAAAUGCUAUCAAUGAACUCAAGUUUCACCCAAGAGACCCCAACCUGCUCCUCUCAGUAAGCAAGGACCACGCCCUCCGCAUGUGGAAUAUCCGCACGGACAUCCUUGUGGCCACCUUUGGAGGAGUGGAGGCUCACAGGGAUGAGGUGCUCAGUGCUGAUAUUGAUGUGGAGGGGACCUGCAUCGUGUCCUGUGGGAUGGAUCACUCACUCAAGAUCUGGAAGCUGACCACGGACCUCAUGCUGUCCACCAUCAGUCAGUCAUACACCUUCAACCCCAGUCACUCCGUUCGUCCGUUCCCCACCGUCCAACAAAACUUCCCGGACUUCUCGACGAGGGACAUCCACCGCAACUAUGUGGAUUGUGUCCGCUGGCUGGGCCGCUUCAUCCUCUCCAAGAGUUGUGAGAACACCAUUGUGUGCUGGAAGCCUGGUCUCCUGAACCAGACGGAGCUGAAACACAACGACACCAACGUCACCAUCAUCCACAAGUUUGACUACAAGGAGUGUGAGAUCUGGUUCAUGAGGUUCUCCCUUGACUACUGGCAGAAGGUAAUGGCUGUGGGGAACCAGCUUGGCCGGACCUACGUUUGGGACCUGGACAUCGGGGACCCGUCUCAGGCCCGCUGCUCCACCCUCACCCACCCCAAGUGUGUGGCGCCCAUCCGCCAGACAGCCUUCUCCCGCAACGGCAACAUCCUCAUCACAGUGUGUGACGACGCAACCAUCUGGCGCUGGGACAGAGUGGAGCAGCAGACUCCCCAGCACCCGUCGCAGCAGCAGGCACAGCAGUAAGCAGUAAAGGCUUGUAUGUAGUAGACUUUCGAAGUAAGGUUUUUAGGUUGUAUUCGUCCAAACGUUGCCAAAGGUUUUCACCAUGUAGGCAGUCUAUGUACUAGUAUUUUUUUA